Molecule: messenger RNA, 291 nt
Organism: Meloidogyne enterolobii
Lineage: Eukaryota; Metazoa; Nematoda; Chromadorea; Rhabditida; Meloidogynidae
Source: the annotation of a GenBank genome assembly
AUGUCUGACAGAAUAUCCAAGGGUCGAUGCCUGUUCGUAGCUUACAAAUUACCCAAUUCAAUUUCUAAUGGAACAUCCUUUCUCUAUGCGGAUUCAAAAAAUGGAGAAGAUUGGACUUUAUCCAAAGCUAAUAUUGAAGAUGAAACUUCAGCUAUUGGUAGAACAAUACUUCAAAUAUUUGAGGCUAAAAAGGCGAAGACUGAUUUAAUUGCUUUGUAUAAUGAUGAAAAUCCAAAUGAUGGAAAAAAUGAUUCUGGACGAGCACAUAUGAAGGUUUAUAUAAAUUAUUAA